CGACACCGUCACCCAGGGACGCCGAGUCGUGGGCGGGAGGGGGGUUGGGGGCGAGAUCAGGCUCCGACCCCCGGCCGAGGGGAUGAGGGGAGCAUGGGCGCCAAGGAGUCACGGAUCGGAUUCCUCAGCUACGAGGAGGCGCUGAGGAGAGUUACAGAUGUAGAGCUGAAACGACUGAAAGAUGCCUUUAAGAGGACCUGUGGGCUCUCAUACUAUAUGGGCCAGCACUGCUUCAUCAGGGAAGUGCUUGGGGAUGGAGUGCCUCCCAAAGUUGCUGAGGUGAUUUACUGUUCUUUUGGUGGAACAUCCAAAGGACUGCACUUCAAUAACUUAAUAGUUGGACUUGUCCUUCUUACAAGAGGCAGAGAUGAAGAGAAAGCAAAAUACAUUUUUAGUCUUUUUGCAAGUGAAUCUGGGAGUUAUGUUGUACGGGAAGAAAUGGAAAGAAUGCUCCAUGUGGUGGAUGGUAAAGUCCCAGAUACACUCAGGAAGUGUUUCUCAGAGGGUGAAAAGGUAAACUAUGAAAAGUUUAGAAAUUGGCUUCUUCUAAACAAAGAUGCUUUUACCUUCUCUCGUUGGCUACUAUCUGGAGGUGUUUAUGUGACCCUCACUGAUGAUAGUGAUACUCCCACUUUCUACCAAACUCUAGCUGGAGUCACACAUUAUGAAAAGCCAGAUGAAGAGAUACAUAGGGCAAGUCUGGAAGGGUCCCAAGCACAGGAGCUGGGAUGCGCCAAUCCUUCUGGCAUGUGGAUAUGUUCAUCCAACCAGAAGCUCUCCAAAGCCCAUACUUUUGGGAUUUUUAUGGAGGCCUCAUCACAUAUAGUGGAGGAAUCAGACAUCAUUGAUCUGGAGAAACGCUACUGGUUGCUAAAGGCUCAAUCCCGGACUGGACGGUUUGACCUAGAGACAUUUGGCCCAUUGGUUUCACCACCCAUUCGUCCAUCUCUAAGUGAAGGUUUGUUCAAUGCUUUUGAUGAAAAUCGUGACAAUCAUAUAGAUUUUAAGGAGAUAUCUUGUGGGUUAUCAGCCUGUUGCAGGGGACCCCUGGCUGAAAGACAAAAAUUUUGCUUCAAGGUGUUUGAUGUUGACCGUGAUGGAGUUCUCUCCAGGGUUGAACUGAGAGACAUGGUGGUUGCACUUUUAGAGGUGUGGAAGGACAACCGCACAGAUGAUAUCCCGGAGUUACAUACGGAUCUAUCUGACAUUGUAGAAGGCAUAUUAAAUGCACAUGACACCACAAAGAUGGGCCAUCUUACUCUAGAAGACUAUCAGAUCUGGAGUGUGAAAAAUGUUCUUGCCAAUGAAUUUUUGAAUCUGCUUUUCCAGGUAUGUCACAUAGUUCUGGGGUUAAGACCAGCCACUCCAGAAGAGGAAGGACAAAUUAUUAGAGGAUGGUUAGAACGAGAGAGCAGGUAUGGUCUGCAACCAGGACACAAUUGGUUUAUCAUCUCCAUGCAGUGGUGGCAGCAGUGGAAAGAAUAUGUCAAAUAUGAUGCCAGCCCUGUUGUAAUUGAGCCAUCAUCUGUUCUGAAUGGAGGAAAAUACUCAUUUGGAACAGCAGUACAUUGUAUAGAGCAGAGUGAAGAUAGAAUUGGAGGAGGCAGCCUCACUUACGUGAAUACCACAGAAGAGAAAUUUUCAGACAACAUUUCUUCUGCAUCUGAAGCCUCAGAAACUGCUGGCAGUGGCUUUCUGUAUUCUGCCACACCAGGGGCAGAUAUGUGCUUUGCCCGACAACAUAACACGUCUGACAAUAAUAACCAGUGUUUGCUAGGAGCCAAUGGGAAUAUUUUGUUGCAUCUCAAUCCUCAGAAACCAGGGGCUAUUGAUAACCAGCCACUAGUAACUCAAGAACCUGUAAAGGCUACAUCAUUAACACUAGAAGGAGGACGAUUAAAACGAACGCCACAGCUGAUCCAUGGAAGAGAUUAUGAAAUGGUCCCAGAACCUGUGUGGAGAGCGCUUUAUCACUGGUAUGGAGCAAAUCUGGCUCUACCCAGACCUGUGAUCAAGAAUAGCAAGACAGAAAUCCCAGAGCUGGAGUUAUUUCCUCGAUAUCUUCUCUUUCUAAGACAGCAGCCUGCCACUCGGACACAGCAGUCUAACAUCUGGGUGAAUAUGGGUAUGAUGAGCCUGAGAAUGUUUCCUCAGCAUUUACCAAGAGGAAAUGUACCUUCUCCGAAUGCGCCAUUAAAGCGGGUCUUAGCCUAUACAGGCUGUUUUAGUCGAAUGCAGACCAUCAAGGAAAUUCAUGAAUAUCUGUCUCAAAGGCUACGCAUCAAAGAGGAAGAUAUGCGCCUGUGGCUCUACAACAGUGAGAAUUACCUUACUCUUCUGGAUGAUGAGGAUCAUAGAUUGGAAUAUUUGAAAAUCCAAGAUGAGCAGCAUCUGGUUAUUGAAGUUCGCAACAAAGAUAUGAGUUGGCCUGAGGAAAUGUCCUUUAUAGCAAACAGUAGUAAAAUAGAUAGACACAAGGUUCCCACAGAAAAAGGAGCCACUGGUCUGAGUAACCUGGGAAACACUUGCUUCAUGAACUCAAGCAUCCAGUGUGUUAGUAACACACAGCCACUGACACAGUAUUUUAUCUCAGGGAGACAUCUUUAUGAACUCAACAGGACAAAUCCCAUUGGUAUGAAGGGGCAUAUGGCUAAAUGCUAUGGGGAUUUAGUACAGGAACUUUGGAGUGGAACUCAGAAGAAUGUUGCCCCAUUAAAGCUUCGGUGGACCAUAGCAAAAUAUGCUCCCAGGUUUAAUGGGUUCCAGCAACAAGACUCCCAAGAACUUCUGGCUUUUCUCUUGGAUGGUCUUCAUGAGGAUCUCAACCGAGUCCAUGAGAAGCCAUAUGUGGAACUGAAGGACAGCGAUGGCCGACCAGACUGGGAAGUAGCUGCAGAGGCCUGGGACAACCAUCUGAGAAGGAAUAGAUCAAUUGUUGUGGAUUUGUUCCAUGGGCAGCUGAGGUCCCAAGUCAGAUGCAAGACAUGUGGGCAUAUAAGUGUCCGAUUUGACCCUUUCAAUUUUUUGUCUUUACCACUCCCAAUGGACAGUUAUAUGCACUUAGAAAUAACAGUUAUUAAGCUGGAUGGUACUACCCCUGUACGAUAUGGACUACGACUGAAUAUGGAUGAAAAGUACACGGGAUUAAAAAAACAGCUGAGCGAUCUCUGUGGGCUUAAAUCAGAACAAAUCCUUCUUGCAGAAGUACAUGGUUCCAACAUAAAGAAUUUCCCUCAGGACAACCAAAAAGUACGACUCUCAGUAAGUGGAUUUUUGUGUGCAUUUGAAAUCCCCAUUCCUGGAUCUCCGAUUUCAGCUUCUAGUCCAAUACAGACAGAUUUCUCCUCUUCCCCAUCUACAAAUGGAAUGUUCACUCUAACCACCAAUGGGGACUUGCCCCGACCAAUAUUCAUACCCAAUGGAAUGCCAAACACUGUUGUGCCAUGUGGAACUGAGAAAAACUUCACAAAUGGAAUGGUGAAUGGUCAUAUGCCAUCUCUUCCUGACAAUUCCUUUACAGGCUACAUCAUUGCAGUCCACCGAAAAAUGAUGAGGACAGAACUGUAUUUCCUUUCAUCUCAGAAGAAUCGCCCCAGCCUCUUUGGAAUGCCACUGAUUGUUCCAUGUACGGUGCAUACCCGGAAGAAGGACUUGUAUGAUGCGGUUUGGAUUCAAGUGUCUCGAUUAGCCAGCCCACUCCCACCUCAGGAAGCCAGUAACCAUGCUCAGGAUUGUGAUGACAGUAUGGGCUAUCAAUAUCCCUUCACUCUACGAGUUGUGCAGAAAGAUGGAAACUCCUGUGCUUGGUGCCCAUGGUAUAGAUUUUGCAGAGGCUGUAAAAUUGAUUGUGGGGAAGACCGAGCUUUCAUCGGAAAUGCCUGUAUUGCUGUGGAUUGGGACCCCACAGCUCUUCACCUCCGCUAUCAAACAUCACAGGAAAGGGUUGUCGAUGAGCAUGAGAGUGUGGAACAGAGUCGACAAGCACAAGCUGAGCCCAUCAACCUGGACAGCUGUCUCCGUGCUUUCACCAGUGAGGAGGAGCUAGGGGAAAAUGAGAUGUACUACUGUUCCAAGUGUAAGACCCACUGCUUGGCAACCAAGAAGCUGGAUCUCUGGAGGCUUCCCCCAAUCCUGAUUAUUCACCUUAAACGAUUUCAAUUUGUAAAUGGUCGAUGGAUAAAGUCACAGAAAAUUGUUAAAUUUCCUCGUGAAAGUUUUGACCCGAGUGCUUUUUUGGUACCAAGAGACCCGGCUCUCUGUCAGCGUAAACCACUCACACCCCAGGGGGAUGACCUCUCUGAGCCCAGGGUUCCGGGAGGAGACGUGAAGAAAGUGGAUGCUCAGAAUUCAGCUGGGGAAGAGGAGGUGCUCCUAAGCAAGAGCCCAUCUUCACUCAGUGCAAACAUCAUCAGUAGCCCUAAAGGUUCACCUUCUUCAACAAGAAAAAGUGGAACCAGCUGUCCCUCCAGCAAAAAUAGCAGCCCUAACAGUAGCCCUAGGACUUUAGGGAGGAGCAAAGGGAGGCUCCGGCUACCCCAGAUCGGCAGCAAAAAUAAACUGUCAAGUAGUAAGGAGAACUUGGAUGCCAGCAGAGAGAAUGGGGCUGGACAAGUUUGUGAGCUGGCUGAUGCCUCAAGCCGAGGGCACAUGCUGGGGGGCAGCCAAACUGAGCUGGUCACCCCUCAGGACCAUGAAGGAGCUCUGGCCAAUGGAUUUCUUUAUGAUCAUGAGGCAUGUGGCAAUGGCUACAGCAAUGGUCAGCUUGAAAACCACAGUGAAGAAGACAGCACUGAUGACCAAAGAGAAGAUGUUCGUGUUAAGCCUAUUUAUAAUCUAUAUGCAAUUUCGUGCCAUUCAGGAAUUCUGGGCGGGGGCCAUUAUGUCACUUAUGCCAAAAACCCAAACAGCAAGUGGUACUGUUAUAAUGACAGCAGCUGUAAGGAACUUCACCCAGAUGAAAUUGACACCGACUCUGCCUACAUUCUUUUCUAUGAGCAGCAGGGGAUAGACUAUGCACAAUUUCUGCCAAAGAUCGAUGGCAAAAAGAUGGCAGACACGAGCAGCAUGGAUGAAGACUUUGAGUCUGAUUACAAAAAGUACUGUGUGUUACAGUAGAGCUUCCACUCUGGCUGCUAGGCAGGCUAGUGGUGAGGGGGACGGCUCCCUGUAGCUGACAUUUGGCAGAAGCGUCGCUGAAAGGCAAGCUAAAUGUAGUUAUUUUAUCCUGUGACCCUGAAGCACAAAAUAAAAAUCCUAAUUAAAAUAGCAGUUAACAUAACAGUAGUAAUACUUUGGUUUGGAAGUGUCUCACACGAGCUCUCUGGUAGAGAACUUUCAGGCAGAGCCCACCAUUAGCCUGGAAGCAAAAGGGUUUGGCACCAGCCACCUGGGACCAAAUAAGAACUAAAUUGUGCUUGUCCAGAUAUAAACAAACAUGUAGUGAGUGUAGAGUUUACCAAUAACCAUAACAAAAUGCUAAGAAUUUCCUGGGAGUCAAAGUCAAACAAAAAAUUGUAGUGUUGUCUGGGGACGACAUGAUAUGCUACCUCCUUUUUCUGAAGUUUUAUUCCAUUAUAUUGACAAGAUGGAGAAAGCAAGAUCAGAAGGUGUGCAAAGGUUUCUUCUGGCAUGGACACACAUUUUUCUAUUUAUUUUUUAAACCAUUUCCCCCACUCUUUCUAUGCCUUUCUUGCUUUUUGUUUCUGUUGUGUUCGUGUUUGAGACACAACCAGUCAUUCGUGGCAGAGGCAUAUAGAAGUGGUCAGUUCAGAAAGGAGACUCUCUCAAGAGCUGUGUGCCUUCUACCCAGGGCCAUGGUCAGAGACCCUGUAGGGGGAAAAAAAGCAUCCUGGGAAAUCCAGCUAAAGGAGCCCUGCACAUAGAGGCAUCUUACGUUGAGGAUACUUCAAGUGUCCUCAGAAAUGGAUCCCCCACCCCUGCUGAAGCACAGUAGGAUAGUUGCCAAUAUUUGCACCAUCAUUACAUGCCCACGUUGCACAAGAGCUUCUGAGAGGGAAGGUGGCAUCAAAGCUAGAUGGUGUUUUACAACUAGGGGUUGUUUGUUCUUUGUUUCUUUGUUUUGCACUUUAAAAAAAAGAGAGAAUACAUGCAAGUGAACUUUUUUAAAACAUGUUCAUAUUUGAUGGCUGUAAGGGCUAUAAAUUAACUUGAAUGGGGGUAUUUUGCCCCAUCAUAUUAAAUUUAAAAACAAAACACAUCCCAGACACUGAUAGUAUGUAUUUUUUAUUUAAUUGGUGGGUUUAGGAAGUAAGCUUUUGUUUUGUUUGCAUGUCCAUUUGUUUGGUCUUUUGGUUUUUUUGGUGUUUGUCUUUUUUUUUCUUUCUUUUUUUAAUAAUUUCACAGUAGUGUUCAUCAAAAAUUAUGUUUCUUUGCUCGCUUCAUUUUUUUCCUCUGAUAAUUCAAAACUGGAACAAAAGUAUAAAUGUUAUUUAUUUCGGGCAGCAUUUUUUUUCCCUGUGUUGUUUUUAAAUAUAUGUAAAGUAAAUAUUCCCCCCCCCUUUUUUUCCAUUCUUUUUUUAUUCAUCUGGACCCUGGGAGUGAUUCUCAUUAAUUGUCAGAUUUCAUUAACCUUCCUUCCUCACAGAUAGUAGGUACCAAUGUAAUUAAGCAUUUGUGCUCUGAUACCUGAGGCAGGUUAUUAUCCAGUUCUUCUCAGAGCAUUUGGAAAGGUUGUUUUAAAUGGAUACCUAAGUCAAAACCCUAUUCAGAAAAAGACUGUAAUUACAAGUAGGAAGGAGUGGCCUAAAUGGUAAAAUAUGAUGAAGUCAGACAAAAUGCAGGCUUUAUAGUGUCAUGAUUUCAGUAUAUAAAAAUCUGUCCAUUUCUACCUGGACAAAUCCCGUGAAAAAGUGGAAGAUUUAAAAUAAUUUCCUUACAGAUGUUUUAUUUAAGCAGGUAGCACAAUCUACUAAUGUUGUUUGAUCUGUGUUUGUUAUAUUGGUUGUAAUUAAUUUUUUAAUUCAUGACUAGCAGAAAAUUUAUUAAAUUAACUAUUAACUACAUUCACCUUGUAAAUUACUGUAUAAAACUUGUUGACAAUGCACUGACUUUAGAAAGAUGUUAAUGUACAUAAAUAGAGUGUAAAUAAAAUAGUGUUGAUGUACUGAAAUAUGAACUGUAUAAAAAAGUAUUGGUAAUUGUAUAUGGAGUGUACCUGUUUAUCUGUAACUAUUAUCCAAACAAAUUAAAUACUGUGGAUGCAUCUA
Messenger RNA from Callorhinus ursinus (northern fur seal), 7226 nucleotides. Lineage: Eukaryota; Metazoa; Chordata; Mammalia; Carnivora; Otariidae. The record is from RefSeq and is a predicted model, not a curated record.